Aspergillus nomiae NRRL 13137 is the source of this 1437-nucleotide messenger RNA. Its product is annotated as flavin-containing monooxygenase. The record is from RefSeq and is a predicted model, not a curated record. Lineage: Eukaryota; Fungi; Ascomycota; Eurotiomycetes; Eurotiales; Aspergillaceae. Bases 1 to 1437 code for a protein of 478 amino acids. The transcript has a single exon.
AUGUUAUCAACUUCAUUUGAUGUCCUCAUUAUCGGAGCGGGGAUAUCUGGCAUCAAUGCCGCCUAUCGUCUCCAGACUGACUUCCCUGACUACCGCGUCGCCAUCCUGGAGGCCCGGAACAACAUCGGGGGCACUUGGGAUCUUUUCCGCUAUCCCGGCAUUCGAUCAGACUCUGACCUGUACACCUUUGGUUUCAAGUGGUUUCCAUGGAAUCAAUCGAACCCCAUCGCAGAAGGGGCGGACAUCUUGAGGUAUCUAGACGAUGCGGCUACUGCAUAUGGCAUCAAGCAGCAUAUCCGCCUCAAUCAUCGAGUAAAGGCAGCCAAAUGGGACGGUCAUGAGUGGAACCUCGACGUACAAAGCGGGGAUACUUCAGAAACACUAAGCGCUCGCUUUGUAAUAUUUGCGACCGGCUACUACGAUUACCACAACCCCUUGGAAGCCACAAUUCCUGGGCUACAGAAUUUCCAAGGGGAAGUGAUUCAUCCCCAGUUCUGGCCGGACAAAUUCGAUGCCCUAGGCAAAAGAAUUAUAGUUAUUGGCAGUGGUGCGACCGCAGUGACACUUAUACCGUCACUCGCAGAGGACUCUGAAUCCGUGACGAUGUUGCAGCGCAGCCCUACCUAUCUUGCCUCCAUCCCGAAUGAUCGCUUCAACACCACCUGGGCCAGACUAUUACCAAGGUCAAUGAUGUACUAUGUCCGUCGACUGUGGUAUCUGGUGGUUCCCCAGUUGUUCUAUCGCUUUUGUCAUACCUUCCCAAACGCUGCGAGAUCCAUGCUGCAAAAGGGCAUGAGGGCGCAACUGCCACCAAGUGUCCCUUUAGAUCCCCAUUUCGUACCUCGCUACAACCCUUGGGAUCAAAGGCUCUGUGCCUGCCCAGACGGAGACUUCUUCAGGGCCGUAAGAUCCACAAAAGCGAAGGUUGAGACGGGGGUGAUUAAGAUGGUUGAUGGAGGCGGGAUUCAAUUGGCGUCUGGGAAACGACUCGACGCCGAUGUUAUCGUCACGGCGACUGGUUUAAGAAUGCAAUUCUUCGGUGGCAUCCCCAUAUACAUCCAAGGAGAGAGGCUGGAUACGUCCGAAAAAUACACGUGGAAUGGCCUUAUGCUCCAGGAUCUCCCGAACGCAGCAAUGGUGAUGGGUUACGUGAACGCCUCAUGGACGCUUGGGGCUGAUAUUGCCAUGCAGCUUGUUUGUAAGAUCCUGAAACACAUGGCAGGCAAUGGCUAUUCAACUGCUAUUCCUACUCUUGGGCAUCAAGGUCAGCUGGGCAUGAAGUCUGUGAUGGGUCUCAGUUCCACUUACGUCAAGCGAGCAGCAAAGGAGCUGCCAAAGGCGUCAGACCAACGGCCGUGGGUGUCACGUACUGGUUACUUUUCCGAUUUAUACUUUGCAACAUUUGGUAAUAUAAGAAAGGGUCUUGUUUUCUCCUAG